GUCAGUACUGAACGCCUCACUGUCCUAGCGUCCACUCGGCGUUAUUCAGUAUCUCUUCAAAAAGAGAAGCAUGCUAUCUUUCGGAAGUUAAGCCCAAUCGACAAGCCUCACUAGAACGACUCAAGUUUCAUUUUCGAUCAAACUUUAUUUUUCAAAGUUUUCUUACUGCUGAAGUUAUUUUGGACACAAACUAUGGCCUCCGCAGGAGUUGCCUGUCUGCCUGCUGUACGCAGGAUCGCUGUCUUCGGAGGAACUCACGGCAAUGAACUGUCCGGGGUAUUUUUGGUCAGACAUUGGCUGAGGGACAAAUCUGAGAUCCAGCGUGGUACGUGUGAGGUUCAACCCUUCCUGACCAACCCGACGGCUGUAAUGAGGUGUACCCGCUACGUGGACUGUGAUUUGAACCGAGCCUUUACUGCGGAAAACCUGAGCAUGCUGCCCUGUGACUCCAUGCCCCAUGAAGUUAAAUUAGCACAGCAAAUAAAUCAGAUGUUUGGACCAAAAGGUAGUGAAAACGCCUAUGAUCUUGCUUUAGAUCUUCACAACACAACAGCCAACAUGGGGAACUGUCUGAUCUUGAAGACCUGCAAUGAUGAUUUUACCAUUCAGCUGAUUAAUUACAUCAAGAAUACGCUGGCAUUUAGUAACUGUCACGUGCUUCUGCUCGAUAACCCCGCCAUUCAAUAUGGUGCACUAAGAAUGGUUGCAAAGCACUCUAUAGGUCUCGAAGUAGGCCCUCAGCCUCAAGGAGUGGUCAGGGCGAACAUUUUGGAAAACAUGAGGAAGCUGGUGAAUAGUGCUUUGGAUUUCACACAUUUCUACAAUGAAGGCAAGGAAUUCCCCCCGUGUACCAUUGAUGCUUACAAAGCUUUUGAGAAAGUCAACUACCCGAGGGAUUCAGAAGGACAGAUUAUUGGCAUCAUUCAUCCUCAGCUGCAGGAUAAUGACUGGAAUCUACUGAAUCCAGGCGACCCCUCAUUCCUGACCUUGGAUGGAAAGACCAUUCCUUACAACGGAAGCAGACCUGUGUAUCCAGUGUUUGUGAAUGAAGCCGCUUAUUAUGAGAAGGAGCUGGCCUUUCUGUUAACUCAGAAAGUUACUCUAAAGGCAAACAGUGUGAAGGUUUCUAAAAAUUAACUCAAACAAUUCCUCUGGAGGUCUUAAGAGCAGUAAACCAGACCAAAGACUAAUGCCAUCAAUGCUGUGCACAAUAAGUGGGGAAAAAAAGUGUUGCUGCUUUUGAUUGUGUUUUUUUUUAAAAAAAGGAGGAGGGUAAAGGUGCUUCCAAUCUCUUUUGAACAGUCGGCUGAGGAAAAGCAGGCACUGCAAGGUGACGCAAGUUUGGGUUUCUUUUCCCCAAACCUGGUGGGAAAGGGAGAACUUGGCUGAAGUGAGGUAUUAAGUAUGUCUGUCGUCUUCUUCUGCAGCCCAUCACAGCUGCAAGGGGCAUAGACAGCUCGCCCGAGCCCUCUGUCCUGGACCAGUCCUUCAAGUUGCCCCCAGGUGAAGCCCAUCUUCAACGAUCCUUCCUCUCCUAGGGAUGAGGGCAUUUCUGUAGCUGUGGGUUCUUGGCACCAUCCGUGGCGUAUGUCCACUCAACUGAAAACAGUUUGAAAAUCUUGAACUUUGAGCUGUUAACCCUGACUUUCCAGGACUCAUGGCCAAGCAGCAUUAGAAGAGUGCUGACUAAAUGUCACGUCAUUGAGGAAUUAUUCAUUGAUGAAAUUUGAAUUAAUUUCCCCUUUAUCCACUGGGCACUGAAAUGUAGCUUCACUUCAGACCCUGUUAGGACAUCAUGAUUCAAAUUUACAACAGUACAAGUUUUCAUGUUGUUCUGAUUUCUGAUGCUUCACUCUGAUAAGCAGUUACAGAAAGGCAAAGUACCUUUUUUAAAAAAAAAUGGUUAAAAUUCUUUGUAAACUGCAGAUAAGACACCUUGUUAAGAUUCAUAAGAUCAUGAUAUAUAGGAGCAGAAUUAGGCCAUUUGGCCCAUCAAGUCUGCUCCGUCAUUUCAUCAUGGCUGAUCCAUUUCCCUCUCAGCCCCAGUCUCCUGCCUUCUCCCCCCCGUAUCCCUUCAUGCCCUGACUAAUCAAGAAUCUGUCAACCUCUGCCUUAAAUAUACCCAAUGUUUUCACCUUCACAGCUGCCUGUGGCAACGAAUUCCACAGAUCCACCACUCUCUGGCUGAAGAAAUUCCUCCUCAUCUCUGUUCUAAAUGGACGUCCCUCUGUUUUGACACUGUGCCCUCUGGUCCUAGACUCCCCAACCACGGGAAACAUCCACUCUAUCGAGGCCUUUCAACAUUCGAUAGGGUUCAAUGAGAUUCCUCUCUCGUUCUUGUGAAUUCCAGUGAGUACAGGCCCAGAGCCAUCAAACGCUCCCCUUAUGAUGAGCUUUUGGAUGUGGAGAGGAUGGGAGGAUGGGAGGUUGGGAGGUCCAUAAAUAAUAUGGACCUACAUAAUGUAUAACAAGCCUGUCAUGACAAUGUCAGUGAGUAUGGAACCGAGGUGAGGUGCAGGAAACACACACAAAAUGGUGGAGGAACCCAACAGGCCAGGCAGCAUCAGUGGAAAAGAGCAAACAAUUGACACUACAAGCUGAGACUCUUCUUCAGUCCAAAACGUCGACUGAUUGCUGUUUUUCCAUGGAUGCUGCCCGGCCCGCUGAGGUCCUCCAGCAUUUUGCAUGUGUUGCUUUGAUUUCCAGCGUCUGCAGAUUUUCUCUUGUAGGCGAGGUGUAACUUAGCUUUAAGUAUUCAGCGCAUCACUGGACACAGAAAACCAGGGUGGAAAUGGGAAAACUACUGCAAUUUCUGUAGAGACCAGGAGAUAGGUCUCUAGUGCGUCCACAGUAGCUUUCUCAUUUCCAGCAAGUCCAAAGGCAAAGGAUUGUUCAGUUAACCUCCCAUCACCACAACAGGGACAGAGUUCCCCUUGUCCUCACCUACCACCCCACCAGCCUCUGGAUCCAGCACAUAUCCUCCGCGACUUCCGCCACCUUCAAUAGGACCCCACCACUAAGCACAUCUUACCCUCUCUACCCCUCUCCGCUUUCCGCGGGGAUCGUUCUCUCCGCGACUCCCUGGUCCACACGUUCCUCCCCACGGAUCUCCCACCUGGCACUUAUCCCUGCAAGCGUAAGUGCUACCCCUGUCCCUCCACCUCCUCUCUUGCCACCAUUCAGGGCCCCAAACAGUCCUUCCAGGUGAGGCAACACUUCACUCGUGAGUCUGUUGGGGUCAUCUAUUGCAUCCGGUGCUCCCGGUGCGGCCUCCUCUACAUCGGUGGAACCCGACGCAGAUUGGGGGACCGCUUCGUCGAGCACCUCCGCUCCGUCCGCCACAACAGACAGGAUCUCCCGGUUGCCACCCACUUCAACUCUGCUUCACAUUCCCAUUCAGAUAUGUCCAUACAUGGCCUCCUCUACUGCCAUGAUGAGGCUAAACUCAGGUUGGAGGAGCAACACCUCAUAUACCGUCUGGGUAGUCUCCAGCCCCUUGGCAUGAACAUUGAAUUUCCUCCCCCUCCCUUCCCCCAUCCCAGUUUCACUCUGCCCCCUCCCCCAGCUGCCUACCACCUCCCUCAUGGUUCCGCCUCCUUCUACUACCCUUUGUGUUUUCACCGUUCCUUCUUCACCUUUCCUGCCUAUCCCCUCCCUGCUUCCCCUCCCCCACCCCUUGAUCUUUCUCCUUACUGGUUUUUCACCUGGAACCUACCAGCCUUCUCCUUCCCACCCUCCUCCCACCUUCUUUAUAGGGCCCCUACUCCCUCCCUGUUCAGUCCUGACGAAGGGCCUGGGCCCGAAACGUUGGCUGAUCGUUUCCACGGAUGCUGCCCGACCUGCUGAGUUCCUCCAGCGUGUUGUGCGCAUUGCUUUAACCCCAGCAUCUGCAGAGUAUUUUGUGUAAAGGAAAGGUCUUUAUUUUUCUCCAAAGGAAACCAGUAAUAAGGUUGGGCUAUGCAUUACACUCAGUCUUAUAGUUUAUAUUAAUCUUCAUGAGAUCUUUACAGGCCUUGUCCUCUUGAAUUCACUUCUCAAGAACCCUGCUCUUGAAGGUAGAUGAAGCCGGUGGAUGAGAGAUGAGUCUGUGAUCUGCUAAAGCUCUUCAAACUUGACUUGAGGAACUUUAGUUGAGUUAUUAUGGGAAACCCCACAUCCUGGCCAUGGUGUGCUGUGAAACUGACGUGUUAUUAUCGUGAAGCUGUUUGCAUCCUCUCGUUAGAUCCCCACGUUCCAGCUUCAUCUCAAGCUAGACGUGUGGGUGGCUCAGCAUCAAUGCUACUAAAAGUUGUAUUUCGGUGGAGAUGGGGGUAACUUCCCGUUAUAAAAAUGCCAUAUUUGUCUGAGCUGAGGAUAACCAGUCCUUGAGACUGGGAAUGAGAAUCGAGAUCAAUCAAUAUAGAAGCAAUAAGUUUUAUCCCUGGAGCGGAGGAGAUGCGCCCGGUUACAGAUCUUCCCCAGGCAGGAUUCCGUUCCUCUGACCUGUUCGUAACUCCAACCCGUUCAAAAUGCGGCCACGAACCGGGUUCCCACAUGAUGGAAGUUACCUGCAGCCAGCUAAAGCAUGGUAGCGGAUUCCCAAGUACUCAAUCUUAUGUACGGCUGGAUGCAAGUCAGGUGUUCAUAACAUGCAGAGGACCUUUCUACAGUCGAACUGCAGUUCUGAACUUUGAUCUAACAAUGUUUUCCAUUCAUGACCUGAAAAGUAAUUUUUUUUCAAAGUUAAUUUUUGAAGUUAUGUAUUUCUCCCCCACCUAAUAGCUAAACUACCAAGUAACUUUUUACUUCAUUCUAACUCAUAGGUUCUUCAAAUGUAAUAAUUUCAGAAAAUGCCACAGUUAUACAAUAUUUAUUUUAUAAAUGAGAGGAUUAUAAAGUUCAUAUUUUAACCAAUCUCAGGGCAAAAAUUAAUAUAAAACUGACUACAGACUAAUUUUCAGUGGUAUUUUCCCAACCAGGUUUUUCUUGUUUGAUUUUUUUUUUCUCAAUUUGAUAAUUUUACUCUUUUUCAAGCAUGUUAAUCAUUAGAAAUGUCUACAAAUUUAGUAUUUUUAAAAAGUUAGAUCUACUUUAAUAGUGUUUUUGGUUUUGAAGUUUAGUGGUAAGUAUCAUGUUUAAUUAAGCAAAACCUAACCUUGUCAGGGAGCCUUCCCAGGCAUACUGUAUGUGACAUUCAUAUGUUGAAUGUCUACUUUCUUUCUGAAAAAUAGCAAUUAUAAUGUGUAGACAGAAAUAUUUCUUUUGCUUAACAAUUUCUUCAUUUUUGAUAUAUUUUGUUUUGAACCAUCAAUGUGUUUCUCUGGUCAGUAUUAAAAUAUAUUUAAAAGGUUUAAAAAUAAAGCUGAAAUGAAAAUGAUUAUCUUA
This is a messenger RNA of Mobula hypostoma (lesser devil ray), 5364 nucleotides long. RefSeq names its product aspartoacylase (gene aspa). The record is from RefSeq and is a predicted model, not a curated record. The transcript is spliced from 6 exons. NCBI's taxonomy places the organism in Eukaryota, Metazoa, Chordata, Chondrichthyes, Myliobatiformes, Myliobatidae. Gene Ontology annotation, molecular function: hydrolase activity, acting on carbon-nitrogen (but not peptide) bonds, in linear amides; hydrolase activity, acting on ester bonds. Gene Ontology annotation, cellular component: cytosol. The coding region runs from base 193 to 1137 and encodes 314 amino acids.